GCUGUUUUUUGGCUCAAUCGAGAACGCUUCUGGCAGCCCUGGCCCUCCUCCCAAGCACCAGCGGCCCUCGAGCGCGUGCCCGGCACGGGCUCGCACGAUCACUGCCGUCCUCACCCCGACGCCAUGGGCGCCGAGCAGAGCACGCUGCCGGAGCCCGGCGCGGAGCAGGCCCCCCCGGCGCCCCUCCAGCCCAGAGGCUGCGGCGAUGCCGCCGCCGACGCGCGCCUGCAGGGAUCCCCCGCAGCGCCACCCCCAGCGCCCCCGGCGGCUGUGGGCGGCGGCCCAGCAGGCACCGACCAGGCCACCAUGGAUCUCCUGACCCACGUCAUGCAGCAGCUGGGGCAGCGGGAGGGCCACGUGCUCCUCCUGAGCGACCUCGGGGCGCUGCUCCCUCCGGACCUGCGCAGUCACGUGAAGGAGCGCGGCGGCCUCCGCAGCACGCUCCAGCGGUUCGGCCAGCUCUUCUCGGUCACCGGCAAUCCUGGCAAGGAGUGCGUGCAGCUGGACUUCCGCAUACGCGGUGGUCUGGCACCAGCGACCGGGCUCGCCGCAUCUGGGACCGGCACUGCCGCAUCGUCGCCAGCUGCGCGGAUCGCGGCUGGAGGCCAACGCGACGAGAGCGAUGGCGACGACUCGGCGCUGCAGCUGCGCGGGCUGCCCUACCGCGCGACCGCGGGGGACGUGCGGGCCUUCCUCGGCCGCCACGCGAAGAACCUGCAGGACGACGCAGGCGGCCAGUCCAUCACCCUGGUGAUGAACCGCGAGGGGCGCCCGUCGGGCUUCGCCAACGUGCGGCUCAGCUCGCCCCAGGCGGCCCGGGCCGCGCGGGACGAGCUGCACAACAGGCUGAUGGAGGUAGCGCCGGACGAUGCUGGCCCGAGGGCCACCGCGACAAAGGCGAACCGCUACGUGGAGGUGUUCCUGUUCUCGGAGCGUCCGAGCAAGCCGCGCUCCAAGAAGGAUAAGGCGGUCGACAUGCUCGCGGAGCAGUCCGCCGAGCCAGGCGUUUGCGGCAUCACCGCGGAGCAGGUGUACGCCGAGUGCUGCGCCUACAUGUCAACUCCAGGCCGGGGGCAGCUGCUCCUCAGCAUGCUGGGCGUGGCCUUGUCGCCAGCCGCUCGGAGCUACCUCAAGAGGACCGACCAGGGCCUCAAGCAGUUCUUGCUGAAGCAUCCGCAGGUGCUCGCGGUGGAGGGCGCGAAGGGGCGCGAGAGCAUCACGUACCUCCCGACCAUGCCCACCCAGUGCAGCGAGCUCAGAUACGAGAUGGACGGCCACAGCGCGAUGGCAGCCUUUCUGCAGGAGAGGCGUACUGGACGUCGCAGCAGCAGCAGCCGACGGAGCGCGCGCACGCGCUGGAGUGCGGCAGCCCCGGCGGCCUGCAGGCCCACCAGCGGGCGCCCGAGCGCGCGCACGAGAGCGACGGCAUCAAAGACCUCCAGCAGGAGCCCACCAGCGGGCGCCCGAGCGCACAUACGAGAGCGGCAGCAUCAAAGACCUCCAGCAGGAGAGCGCCUCCUUGCCAGCCCGACGGCGCCCGCGCCCGCGCGCGCGCACGGGACACCGGUGCGGGGGACUCCCGGCUCGUCCGAGGCGGCGCCGAAGUGGUUCGAGAAGACGCCCAGCAUCUGGGGCGACUCCCCGGCCGUGGCCCCGUGCACGACGGGAGCACGUGCUUGGCAGCCGCCGGCCCUGCUGCCAGAGCUGGGGGGCGACGCUGCCCUGCACGGGGCCGGCAUGCCCGCCGGGGGCGCCUUCGAGGGCCUGGGCCCGUUCAAGUUUGGCCUCCCGUCUGCGCCGUGGGCGCUGUCACAGCCAGCGGGGUUCCUGCCGCAGUACGACUGCUUCCAUGAGGCUCCGCCGUCGCCCUGGACGGGCCACGCCGCGGAGAUAGCGCAGGCCCUGACCGACCACUCCGCAUGGCUGCACCAGAACCCCUACGGCUCGUACCUGGGGUGCCACACGGGGCUGACGAUGCCCGGCGCCGGUGAAGGCGCCGCGCCCGGGGCGGAGCCAGCCGAGCCCGCUCGCCGCGUGAAGCUGCGCGGGCUGCCGUUCGAUUCGACGGAUCAGGACGUCUACUGCUUCUUCUCCAAGUACGACGUGGUGGACACAAUAGCCUGUGGGCCCGGUGCGGUCCAGCUGCUCACGAAGCCCAACGGCCGGAAGUCGGGCAUAGCCAUGGUGACGCUGGGCGCCCAGGCAGACGCCCGCAGGGUGCGAGACGUGCUGCAGGGCAAGAUGAUGGGGACGCGCUACAUCGAGGUCUUCGUUGCCACCGAGGGCGAGGAAGAGAAGCUCGAGGCGUCUGGCAAGCAGGCCUCCAAGGCAGGCAGAGGUGGCAGCGCCGCCGCGGCCGGCUCCAGGGCGCCGCAGCCGCCGCCGCCGCCGCCGCAGCCGCAGCCGUCGCAGCGGCGGGCGCCCGAACCGCCGGCCCCGCAGGGGGCGCGCCCGCCGCGCUGCUGCGUGUCCCCGCCGCGCAGCCCCGGGCCCGCGGCGGCCGCCUUCGGCACGGGCACCCCGGAGAUGCGGCAGCGGGUCAGGUUCGGGGAGCCACGUGGGCGACGCAAAGAAGCGCGGUCGUCUUCACCGACACUGGCGCGUCAGCUUCCCGCGCAGGUGGAGCGACCUGAGCAGCCCGAGCCCCUUCCCCGACACGGGCGGCACCGGCGGCGCUGCGCCCCCCGCGCCGUGGGAGAAGGCCGCGGCCGCCACGCCGCGGGGCGCGCUCGAGCACCUCCAGGCUCAGCUCCAGACGGCGCUCGCGGCCGGCGCGGGCGACGAGCACCUCCGGAAGUCGCUGCUCGCCAGCAUGGAGGAGGC
Prorocentrum cordatum is the source of this 2823-nucleotide messenger RNA. The record is from the annotation of a GenBank genome assembly. NCBI's taxonomy places the organism in Eukaryota, Dinophyceae, Prorocentrales, Prorocentraceae.